Molecule: messenger RNA, 1218 nt
Organism: Cinclus cinclus
Lineage: Eukaryota; Metazoa; Chordata; Aves; Passeriformes; Cinclidae
Gene: ST8SIA6
Product: ST8 alpha-N-acetyl-neuraminide alpha-2,8-sialyltransferase 6
Exons: 8
Coding region: 1-1218 (405 amino acids)
Biological process (GO): oligosaccharide metabolic process; N-glycan processing
Molecular function (GO): alpha-N-acetylneuraminate alpha-2,8-sialyltransferase activity
Source: RefSeq, a predicted model, not a curated record
AUGCGGGCUGUCAUCGCCUUGGCCGCGGCGCUGGGCAGCCUGCUGCUGGGCGGCUGCCUCCUGCGCCUGGGCGGCCAGCAGCCCCUCCGCGCCAGGGGCUGGGAGGAGGAGGCAGGAGUAGCGGCUGUCACGCCGAAAGUGGUGCGAGCCCUCAGGUCCCCCCUGACGCCCCUUCCUCAGACCGAGAACAGGUACGGGCUGGCCGCCCCCAGAACAACUCUUAAUAAAAAUGGAAUUUACCAGUUCGAACAGGCUUCAAAAUGUAAGGCAAUUCAGGACAACAUUUUGUCAUCUUCUAUCAAGAAGAAAAGGUACUCAGAAGAUUAUUAUCUUCACAUAGUCACAAAACUGCAGAACUGCACCUGGGUAAAGAAACCAGAAGAAUCUACAAAAUUCAGGUCAGAAUUAGCUUCCUGCUGUGAUGCAGUUCACAAUUUUAUUGCUUCUCAAAACAACAGCCCAUUGGGUAGUAACAUGAGUUACGAAGUGGACAGUAAAAAGACUAUCCUCAUUACAGAGGACAUUUUCAAGAUGCUGCCUGUGUCCUCUCCUCUUUCAGUCUAUCCCUUCAAGAACUGUGCUGUGGUUGGAAAUGGAGGAAUUCUGAAGAAUUCCAGCUGUGGAGCUGAGAUCGAUAGCUCUGACUUUGUGUUCAGGUGUAACCUCCCUCCAACCACAGGAAAUAUUAGCAAAGAUGUUGGCAAUAAAACAAACCUUGUGACUGUUAAUCCGAGUAUCAUAGCUCAGAAAUACAGCAAGCUAAAUGAAAAGAAGACAGAAUUUCUGGAAAACAUUGCGGUCUAUGGAGAUGCUUUUCUUUUACUCCCAGCAUUUUCCUUCAGAAGCAACACAGCCACUUCUUUUAAAGUAUACCACACUCUGAAAGAGUUCAAAGCUACCCAAAGGGCAAUAUUUUUUCACCCCACUUACCUGAAAAGUCUUGCCCAGUUCUGGAGAACUAAGGGCGUGAAAGCCUACCGGUUAUCAUCUGGUUUUAUGAUCACUAGUGCUGCUCUUGAGCUGUGUGAGAAUGUGAAGCUCUAUGGCUUCUGGCCUUUCUCAAAAUCCACAGAGAAGAUGCCAAUCAGCCACCACUAUUACGACAACCAGCUGCCAAAACCGGGUUUCCAUGCAAUGCCCAAAGAAUACAACCAGAUCCUUCAGCUUCAUGGCAAAGGCAUUUUGAAGUUGCAGUUUGGUAAAUGUGAAUCAGACUAA